AUGUCCUGUUGGAACAACGUUGUGUCUGUUGAGGCUGCCUGGGUGCGGCACUCCGGGGAUCUCUGCUGCUGCCGCCUGCAGGCUCCUGCCUCGGCCGGGUCGGAGGAAGAUCCGGACUUGGAAAAUGAGGAGUUGGUGGUGAGAGAGCCGGAGGAUGAUGAUGGUGAGUGCCGAGCACGCCAGCGCUCUGAGGAGGAUGAUGAUGCUGCAGAUGAGGCGUUCUCUUUCAAGUACAGUCCUGGGAAGCUGAGGGGAGACCAGUACAAGUCAAUGAUGACCAAAGAAGAACUUGAGGAAGAACAGAGGAUUGAGCUGACCUCUGACCUCACAUCUCUGUAG
Messenger RNA from Opisthocomus hoazin, 339 nucleotides. The record is from RefSeq and is a predicted model, not a curated record. Lineage: Eukaryota; Metazoa; Chordata; Aves; Opisthocomiformes; Opisthocomidae.